This is a messenger RNA of Cuscuta campestris, 2230 nucleotides long. The record is from the annotation of a GenBank genome assembly. Lineage: Eukaryota; Viridiplantae; Streptophyta; Magnoliopsida; Solanales; Convolvulaceae.
AUAUGCCUAAUCCGUUUGAAGUUUUUUUAAAUAAAGUGAAACGGAUUUGGCUACUCCUUUUCAUUUAAAAUUUUCAAGUUGAAAUGGAGUAGCCAAAUCCGUCCUGCACUGCGAGGAAAAAAGUGUCUGACUUAUACUUCUACAGAUACCUGUCCGACUCGCUUAUGUAACGAAAAUCUUCCAUGGAUCGUGUUUUGAAAACUGCGAGAACCUCUGGGUCACUCAACUUAUCCAACCGUUCACUCAGGGAAGUGCCAGAUGAGGUUUACCAAAGUUUGGAUGCAGUUAGUGGGGAUGAGAAAUGGUGGGAGGCAGUGGAGUUGCAGAAGAUGAUUUUGGCUCAUAAUGAUAUUGUAACAUUGAAGGAAGACAUCCGGAAUUUGCCUCUCUUAUCAGUGCUGAAUGUUAGUCACAAUCAGCUUUCGUGUCUUCCGGCUGCGAUAGGAGACCUUCAAUCGCUCAAAUUAUUGGAUGUGUCAUUUAACUUAAUCCAGAGUAUUCCAGAAGAAAUUGGAGGUGCAGCAGCUCUAGUAAAGUUUGACUGCUCAAACAACAAACUAAAUGAUCUUCCUGGUUCUCUUGGAAGAUGUUCAAAUCUUGCUGAACUGAAGGCAUCAAACAAUAGUAUUUCUAGAUUGCCAGAAGAAGUUGCCAACUGUACAAAGUUGACGAAGUUGGAAGUGGAGGGAAACAAGCUAUCAGUGUUAUCCGACAGUUUGUUUUCAUCAUGCUUAAUGCUUACAGAAUUGAAUGCAUCGAAGAACUUGUUGAAAGGCAUCCCGGAAAAUAUUGGAAACCUUAAGCGAUUGAUUCGUCUAGAUGUCCAUCAAAACAGAAUUUCAUCAAUCCCAUCAUCAAUAAAGGAAUGUUCAUCUCUUUUAGAGUUUUACAUAGGGGGUAAUGUACUUAGUUCAUUGCCAGCAGAGAUAGGAGAACUUGCUGGACUGGGAUCACUUGAUCUCCACUCUAAUCAGUUGAAGGAGUUUCCAGUUGAGGCAUGUAAACUGCAUCUCUCAGUCCUGGACAUCUCUAACAAUUCCUUGUCCGGUUUGCCUCCUGAAAUUGGCUUGAUGACAACUUUGCGAAAGCUUUUAAUCGUUGGUAAUCCGAUGCGAUCUCUUCGAAGCUCACUGGUGAAUGGACCUACACCAGCUCUAUUAAAAUACCUUCGAAGUAGACUUCCAACUGAUGAAGUAGAUUCUGCUUCUAACACACCAUCAAAAGAGGAUGUGAUAUCAAUGGCUAGAAGAAUGUCCCUUACGUCAAAGGAAAUUUCAUUAGGAAAGCUUGGUCUGACAACAAUCCCAUCAGAUGUUUGGGAGUACAAUGAUAUCACCAAAGUUGAUCUUUCUGAAAACUCAAUAGAAGAGUUACCUAUGGAGCUUACCUCUUGUGUUUCCCUUGAGGCUUUAAUUUUAUCAAAGAACAAGAUAAAGAAUUGGCCUGGUUCAAUCUUGUUGUCACUUUCUAGACUCACAUGUUUGAAGCUUGACAACAAUCUUCUAAGAGAGAUACCAUUAGAUGGCUUCCAAGCUGUGGAAAAGCUUCAGAUUCUAGACCUAACUGGCAAUAUAGGUUCUUUAGCACAGCAUGCAGCAUUUUCUUGCAUGCCAGACUUGCAGGAGCUUUAUUUGAGAAGGAUGCUCAUAUCUAUAGUCCCAUGUGAUAUUAUGAACUUGAAGCAUUUGAGAAUUCUUGAUUUGAGCCAAAAUGCCCUUCAAUCAAUUCCUGAGGGAAUAAAAGAUUUGAAUUCUCUCACAGAGCUGGACCUUUCAGACAAUAAUAUUUCUACACUUCCACCAGAACUAGGUUUACUGGAACCUAGCUUGCAAGUGUUAAAAAUUGAGGGUAAUCCAUUGCGAAGGAGAGAUGAACAAUAUUAUUGAUUUAAUUGAUUUUGCUAUUCUAAAUUAAUGCCGCGAUGAACAAAGGCUAUUCUGAAAUACUUGCUGGACAAAAUUGUACAGCAUUAAUGCCUCCCAAUCUCUCUCUUUUGGGUCUAAGGGGUGAAAGAAAAACUAAAACAAUGUAUCUAUAGUAUAUAUAUAAUCGUGCGUGACAAAGUUUCAACAUUAAAGUCUCAUAUGAGCUAUCAAACACCUACUAAAGAACUGAUGUACUCUAUCUUUUUCUUGUAUUUUUUUAUGAAUUGAGACUAAUUUAAUGUUAAUGCUAGAGUGGUCGGUUUACCGUAAAAGUUCACUGUGAGAAAUGAAAGUAUUUUGGACGU